Molecule: messenger RNA, 1724 nt
Organism: Amoebophrya sp. A120
Lineage: Eukaryota; Dinophyceae; Syndiniales; Amoebophryaceae
Source: the annotation of a GenBank genome assembly
CCCGACUUUGCCGGCGCGCUUGCGCAGGCGCCGCCCCUUCGGCGCAGCCAGGCCGCCGGCCCAGUUUGGGCCCGCCCCUCUUGUCGAGGCGGGGAGGCCCGCUGGCUCUCCGGCGGCGGCCCCGGGCAUGUGAAAGGCCCCGAGGCGGCUUGCCGCGCAUUGGGGCCCUGUAGCAUAUGCAGCCCGGCUUGAUGUUUUUCGAAGCCCCGCGGGCUAGCCCAUUCCUGCUCCGGCAUUCCGUAGGGGGCUAUGGUGCUCGCUGUUGGCGGCCUGGACCUGUCCUGAAGCGAGAGUGCGUGCGUGCGCUCGGUGUUGGUCAAUCAAGCUCAGUGUUGGAGGUCGGAUGGCGAAUCUGCGGCCCUAGGGUCAUUCAUCGCCCGAAGGCCCAUAGCCCUCUGCCGUUUUGUUUAGAAAGACUUAUUGACUGACUUACUCAUUUCGCGCCCUCGUUCGCGAUCCUCUUCAACCGGUUGCGCUACAGGUCGUUCCGGACUACCAACCGUGCCUGCAGAUUUGAAUGCCGUUCGUUUUCGUCAUUCAUUGACAACUACGUGUCCCGCUAGCGUCAUCGACAUCUAUGCCGCAGCUCCGUCGUUUCAGUUUUUCCACAGUUCCUGUUAUCGUGUCAGAGAUAGGUCAGCCUAGCAAUAGUUUCGAAUGAAACAUUAACAUGAAUAUUCGCACUUUGUGCGGUCGACUAUUGCGGAGCCACCUGCACGAAGAUGCAUCCGGAAUGUAAAGGGUACGUCGAGCAAACGGCCACGUCGACCUGUGUGCUCUUCGGCCUUGUGUUAUCCACAGUAAAUUUCCCGUACACGACGUACAAAUGCUGUCUACUCCCUUCAAUCGUAGUCAUACCCGUACAUUUACAAAACUUUCCUUCAAUCUUAGUCAGCAUGACAAGUCUUGAAGGAAGUUGUCGAAAUUUGUCGUGCAUUUUGUACAUGUGCGGGAAUUUUGUAUAGCAUAUGUGUCAGGAAAGGUGGACUUGACCGCGGACGGCGGUAAGGACAAAUUCCACAAAUGGUGCGAAGACAAGUGCUAUCAACUGCAAAUACGUCUGGGUCUGGAAGAUGGCAACUUGUCAUGCUAGAUCUGAAUCAUGCAAAAAAUCUGUGUUGCAUGAUUACCAACAGCCGCCCUUUUUUACCAAUUUGAGAGGGGAUUUGAUUUCUCAUGCAGGAUAGGCAUGAUAAAGAUCUCACAGAAUUUACCAUGCUAGGUACUGCAUUCCAGACCUCAUGGGUCAUGUAACACCUGCAUGACAAACCUUGCAUUCAUCCAGACAUGUUUGCAAUGCAUAAGUGCCCUGCAACACUUACAACUGCACCAAGCGAGGGGGGAAGUCCAGCCUCCGCGGGCCGACUGAGCUGCAUCAGUUUGUUGAUGCUAGCCUUUUCGCUUCUUGUGGCUUGGAACUAAUGGACGUGCCAGCAGAAUAUUCUGACUGGAGCAUGGAACAAGAGGCUGCACGUAGUAGUGGUUCGGCUUCGAGAUGAAUGUGGACUCUGGCGGGGUUUGUGAUACAGUGAACUUUAGGUCGUGCCACUUGAAUCGCGCUUCUUUUGAAGCCACUAAUAAAGACCACAAAUGUGUCUUUUUCCUCUGGUGAAAUAGAGACGGAAUUAGCCUUCGCCUCUGCUUACAUCAGAAAGCAAGUCAAAAAAUAAAUGAAUAAGCAUGCUCCGGAAUGCUGCGCGACCCGCUAAAUUUCCUGCCACUGG